UUUCCGAAUUGUAUACAAUACCAACAAGAAUUUUCGCUUGGUUUAGUUUGCUAAAAUGUAUCUUUACUAAUAAGCUUACAGUCAAACACAAUAUGGCAACGAAGCCAGCAGUAAUGGAGUGUGUAGAGGGCACUGAAAUCCCAAAUGAGGGGGUCCAGCAAUUGAACGCUGAAGAAGUGCAGAAUGCCGGCUCGUCGGCGGGAGAAAAAAAAAUUGUGUUGAUUCCGCUAUGCCGGAGGAAAAAGAAUGCAAAGCUGCGGCUGACGUAGAAAUGGAGGACUUGUCCCUGGGCAACUCACCUCCAAACAGCCCAUUAAAGGUCACCAUAGAGAAGCCAGAUGAGGUUAACAAGGAAGAGCAAAAACCUAGAGACAAGGCCGAGGAAAAUAUCUGUAUCGACAUUGCCAGUAGUCCAGUGUUCGAUGAAGGUCCAGAAAAUGCUGCCGACAACGCUGCGGAUAAGGCUCUCCUGGAGGUUGAUUCAGAUAGUAGUGUUGAGCUUAUAGAGAGUCCAGGUCUGGUUAAGUCCCCCUCCUCACACGACACCGUGGAGGAUCAGCCAAAGUGGGAUAACGUUGAGAGACCACUAAAAACAGGAGCAAAAGAGGCUGAUGAGCUAGCAGACAGCAGCAUCGAACUGAUCAGCAGUCCCACCUCCGAGAGUUCCCCCGAAAAAGAUGCAGAAGUCAAGGAGCAGCAAAAACAAAACGAGCUGCGUAAAGAGAUUUCUAUCAUGGAUGUAGAUCAGGAGGACUCCCUUAAAACAGCAAUAAGGAUUUCUGAGGAUACAGAAAGCAAUGAAAAACCAAAAGAAGCGGCAGCCCAAAACGUAACUCCCAUGGAAAUCGACAAAAGUGAAGACAUCCUUAAGGUGGAGCUGGAAAAGGCCAUUGACCAAAAGGCACAAGUUGAGCAAUUAGACGAUCUGCCGUCCGAUGGGGAUAUCUUUUACGGCAAGGACUGCGUCAACUGCAACUGCAAGCGGCUCCACAAACAGUUCGUGAUUGCCAACAUGGCUACAUUGAACUUUUACAAGGUUCUUCGAAAGACGUCGAAGCAACAGUUUCUCUGCAUGGAAUGCCACGACAACGCCAUGGACUUAUAUGAGGACUAUGCGGGUCAUCUGGUAGCCAAGCAACCGCUGCUUCUAAAAAACUUUCACCAGGAUCACGCCGAUUUUGUGGCCCUGGACAGCAGCGAUGAUGAGGAGGAAGAGAAGCCGCCAGAAAGAUCCGAUUUUACCAGGGACCAACUGCGGUUAAUUGAGGAUGAGCUGGAGGAUGCUAUUAAAGGUGUGCUGGACAAGGUGGAAAUUAAUAACCAGCUCUCCUGGUCAAAAACUGUUCUACAAGCUAAAGCUGACCGCCUUGAGCGCCAGAUGGCAUUGGCAGAUGCAGAACUUGAAAAGGUUCAGAGCACCGCAGACAGGAUGCACUGCGCUCUGUACAAUUCUUGCCCGGUGGUUCACAAGCACCUGCCGGUCCUUGAUAUUGUGCCGAGCGUAAAUGACUAUGCUCACCAAGUGCCGCCUGCUGGCGAAAUAGUUCGACCACCAAUCCAAUUGGGUGAGACGUACUACGCGGUGAAGAACAAGGCCAUCGCCAGCUGGGUUUCCAUCAAGGUAAUAGAGUUCACCGAGAGCACCGCUAUUAACGGAAACACUAUGAAAAGCUUCAAGAUUAAGUACCUCAACACGCCCUACCAAAUGAUUAAAACAGUGACUGCCAAGCACAUUGCCUACUUUGAGCCGCCGCCAGUGCGCCUGACUAUUGGCACUCGCGUCAUAGCGUACUUCGACGGAACCACCCUUUCACGGUGCAAGGAGAAGGGCGUUGUGCAAAGCGCCUUCUAUCCGGGCAUAAUCGCCGAGCCGCUGAAGCAGGCCAAUCGGUACCGCUACCUUAUAUUCUACGAUGAUGGCUACACGCAGUACGUGCCGCACCGGGAUGUUCGCCUCGUUUGCCAGGCCUCCGAAAAGGUGUGGGAGGACGUACACGCCGGCUCUCGGGACUUUAUACAAAAGUACGUGGAAAAGUACUCCGUGGACCGGCCAAUGGUCCAGUGCACCCGUGGCCAGAGCAUGAGCACCGAGUCAAACGGUACCUGGUUGUAUGCCCGCGUCAUAGACAUUGACUGCAGCCUGGUGCUGAUGCAAUUUGAAGGGGACAAGAACCACACGGAAUGGAUCUACAGGGGCUCCCUGCGACUGGGUCCGGUUUUUAAGGAGACCCAAAACGCACUGAACAGUGCAAACGCGCAGCAGAUGCGGGUCCCAAGGCGCACUGAGCCCUUCAUUCGCUACACCAAGGAGAUGGAAUCCAGCAGUCAGGUCAACCAACAAAUGCGAGCCUUUGCACGAAAGAGCAGCUCCUCGGGGCAGAAUGCGGCAUCGGCCACGCCCGCUUCCUCGUCAGUCACUGCUCCCGGUGAACGCAGCGGUCCUGGAAGUACCAGAAACAGUAACAGUGGCAGUACCGUGCGCCACCUUAACAACUCCACCAUCUACGUCGACGACGAGAACAGGCCCAAGGGCCAUGUUGUAUACUUCACGGCUAAGCGCAAUCUGCCUCCAAAAAUGCACAAGAGGCACGAGUGCAACCCCAACUGUCUCUUCAAGAUUGUGCACCGCCUAGAUAGCUACAGUCCUCUGGCAAAGCCGCUGCUCUCCGGCUGGGAGCGCCUAAUCAUUUUCAGGAAGACCAAGAAGCGCGUGGUCUACAAAGGACCCUGUGGCAAGACCUUGCGCAAUUUGGCCGAGGUGCACAUGUAUCUCCGUGCCACCGACAACGUGCUGAACGUAGACAACUUUGAUUUUACGCCCGAUCUGAAAAGUCUGGCUGAGUACUCCAUCGAUCCCUCGAUCGUCAAGGACUCGGACAUAUCCAAAGGUCAGGAAAAGAUGGCCAUUCCUCUGGUCAACUACUACGACAACACGUUGCCGCCCCCGUGCACCUACGCCAAACAGCGCAUUCCCACCGAGGGCGUCCAUCUGAACCUGGACGACGAGUUCCUUGUGUGCUGCGACUGCGAGGACGACUGCUCAGACAAGUCGAAAUGUGCCUGCUGGCAGCUUACCGUGGCGGGCGUACGGUACUGCAAUCCAAAGAAGCCUAUCGAGGAGAUCGGAUACCAGUACAAGCGGCUGCACGAGCACGUGCCCACCGGAAUCUACGAGUGCAACUCGCGCUGCAAGUGCAAGAAGAACUGCCUGAACCGGGUGGUGCAGUUUUCGUUGGAGAUGAAGCUGCAGGUGUUUAAGACCUCGAACCGGGGCUGGGGCCUGCGCUGCGUAAACGACAUCCCCAAAGGCGCCUUUAUUUGCAUCUACGCCGGCCACCUGCUCACCGAGACAAUGGCCAACGAAGGCGGUCAGGACGCAGGCGACGAGUACUUCGCCGAUCUGGACUACAUUGAAGUGGCGGAGCAACUUAAGGAGGGCUACGAGUCGGAGGUGGAGCACUCGGAGCCGGAACAAGAGGAGGACAACGGUGGACCCGACGCUGAAGACGACGACGACUUCCGGCCCAAUUACCACUACCAGCGCAAAAUCAAACGCACAUCUAGGAGCAACUCAACGCAAAGUAGCGAGUUGGAUUCGCAGGAGCGGGCGGUGAUUAACUUCAACCCGAACGCGGACCUGGACGAGACGGUGCGUGAGAACUCGGUGCGCAGGCUUUUUGGCAAGGAUGAGGCGCCCUACAUUAUGGACGCGAAGACCACUGGCAACUUGGGCCGCUACUUCAAUCACUCAUGCAACCCAAAUCUCUUCGUGCAGAACGUUUUUGUGGACACUCACGACCUGCGCUUCCCCUGGGUAGCCUUCUUCUCGGCCUCGCACAUCCGCUCCGGGACCGAACUGACAUGGAACUACAAUUACGAGGUGGGCGUGGUGCCUGGCAAGGUGCUUUACUGCCAGUGCGGAGCCCCUAACUGUCGAAUUCGAUUGCUUUAAACUCAAUUCUAAGCAUAAUGUAAAACUUCCCUAUUAAAAGUUGAUUUA
Molecule: messenger RNA, 4000 nt
Organism: Drosophila ficusphila
Lineage: Eukaryota; Metazoa; Arthropoda; Insecta; Diptera; Drosophilidae
Gene: egg
Product: histone-lysine N-methyltransferase eggless
Biological process (GO): negative regulation of gene expression; heterochromatin organization
Cellular component (GO): nucleus
Molecular function (GO): DNA binding; protein binding; zinc ion binding
Source: RefSeq, a predicted model, not a curated record